Messenger RNA from Chinchilla lanigera (long-tailed chinchilla), 4382 nucleotides. RefSeq names its product WNT1 inducible signaling pathway protein 1 (gene Ccn4). The transcript has 5 exons. The record is from RefSeq and is a predicted model, not a curated record. Bases 206 to 1306 code for a protein of 366 amino acids. Gene Ontology annotation, biological process: signal transduction; cell adhesion. Gene Ontology annotation, molecular function: integrin binding; heparin binding. Gene Ontology annotation, cellular component: extracellular region; extracellular matrix. NCBI's taxonomy places the organism in Eukaryota, Metazoa, Chordata, Mammalia, Rodentia, Chinchillidae.
GAGGCAGGAAAAGUUUUUUCACAGCAAAAUGCAGGGUUUGUCCUUCCCUCUGACGUCAGAUCUCCUUUAACAAAACCCCUCAGGGCUGCGGAGGAGGAAUAUCUGUGGCUCCCGAUGGGCCGGGCUAGUCUGGGCCCAGCUCCCCGGAGAGGCAGCCGGAUCCUCUGCUCUCCUCAGUGGAUGCCUGUGCCACCGACUCCCAGGCAUGCGGUGGUUCCUCCCCUGGGCGCUGGCAGCAGUGACAGCAGCCUCCGCGGGCAGCGUCCUGGCCAUGGCUCUCUCUCCAGCCCCCGAGACCAUGGGUGUCACUCCAGUGCCACUGGAGGACACGGCCUCGCGUCUUGAAUUCUGCAAGUGGCCAUGUGAAUGCCCGCCAUCGCCACCCCUCUGCCCGCUGGGAGUCAGCCUAAUCACAGAUGGCUGUGAAUGCUGUAAGAUAUGUGCCCAGCAGCUGGGGGACAACUGCACAGAGGCGGCCAUCUGCGACCCCCACCGGGGCCUCUACUGUGACUACAGCAGGGACCGCCCGAGGUACGCAAUAGGAGUGUGUGCACAGGUGGUCGGUGUGGGCUGCGUCUUGAAUGGAGUGCGCUACAGCAAUGGCGAGUCUUUCCAGCCCAGCUGCAGGUACAACUGCACGUGCAUUGGCGGCGCGGUGGGAUGCACACCUCUGUGCCUCCGUGCACGCCCUCCACGUCUCUGGUGCCGCCAGCCCCGACGUGUAAGAGUGCCAGGCCAGUGCUGUGAGCAGUGGGUGUGUGAAGAUGAUGCCUGGAGACCUCGACAAACCGUGCUGGGUGACACCACAGCCCUGGCUGUAAAUGACAUGGAACCCUGGCACGGGAACUGCUUACCCUACACCAGCCCUUGGAGCCCCUGCUCCACUACCUGUGGCCUAGGCAUCUCCACUCGGAUCUCCAACACCAAUGCCCAGUGCUGGCCUGAGCAGGAAAGCCGCCUGUGCAACCUGCGGCCCUGUGAUGUGGACAUCCGCCCUCACAUCAAGGAAGGGAAGAAGUGUCUGGCUGUGUUCCAACCAGAGGUGCCCAUGAACUUCACUCUUGCAGGCUGUGUCAGCACCCGCUCCUACCGACCCAAGUACUGUGGAGCCUGCGUGGACAAUAGGUGCUGCAUCCCCUACAAGUCCAAGACCAUCGAUGUCUCCUUCCAGUGUCCCGAGGGGCCUGGCUUCUCCCGCAAGGUCCUGUGGAUUAAUGCUUGCUUCUGCAACCUGACCUGUAGGAAUCCUAAUGAUAUCUUUGCUGACUUGGAACCCUAUCCUGACAUCUCAGAAAUCGCCAACUAGUCAGGCAGAAGUCAUGAGAUUGGGACCUGGCUAAAUGCUUGUAAAGCCGCCAGCAUUCUGAGGCAAAUAACGUCACAAUUGAGCCUUCCUUUGUUAGUUCUUACCCACUUUCAAAAACUCCAGUCUGGACCUUCAACCUCACUUCCUGUCUUCCACCACCCAGAUGACACAUGAUGGUGCUGCUCAGGCCCAAACAAUGGAUCCCCUCUUGGGUGGUGUUGUGUAUCACACCAAAGAAAAUGCCUGUUUCUAGCUGUUCUAAACAAGACUCCAGCCUGAUUCAGCCUGGCUUGCCCAGGUCCCAAGGAAUGGAACCAGCUAGAUAACCCAGUAUCACAGAUUUUCUCUGUAGUGGCCAACUCGAGGAGCCCUUAGGUCUGUACAGAAGGAUGGGUCUGUGGAUUAAACUCCGUUUUCUUGUCUGAGGACAGAAGCUGAUCAGUUACUUAGAAAUGGAAAUACAUUUAAUAGGGAUUAAAAGCCAAAAAAGAAUUGAAUCUAAAAGAAACAGAAGGUUGUUAUAAAUGGAAAUGCAACUCUUAUUUAUUUCCUUACUAGAAUAUAUUACUGUCAUAUUCUUUGAUUCAGUAUCUUCUCUGUGCUAGACUUUGUUCUCUGUGUCUUCUGUAUACUUGCUUAUUGAAUCUUGAUAAUGUUGAUGAGUUCUCAUUAUCAUUUCUAUUCUUACAAAUGUGAAAUGGAAACUCAGAAAGGCAAGAGAAACCUGACCAGAGUCACCCAUCUAGUAAAUGAGGCAACUGGAAUUCAAGUCCAAUUUGGACUGACCUCAUAAGCCAUACUUUUCCUGUUUCUACAUCUUUCCAAUGUGCUAGAAUAGCCAAACAGUGAAAAAAGCAACCUCAUGUUCUCAUCUUUUUGCUUUGGAGCUUUUUUCCCCAAAGAAAUGUCUGAUUUCCUGAUUAUUUAGGUCCUUAAAGAUAUCCCCAAAAGUAGGAGGCACAAAAAUCUAUGCAUUCCCUAAGAUCAUCCUCUUCUUCAAAUAAGAAUGAGCUUAUGUUGUGCAUUUAUAAGUGAUUCUGUUUACCUGACGCUGCACACUGGGCUAAUGUGCAGUUAUUCAUGAAGGAAUUACAUGCAGCAUGCAUAUGGUUUCUUCCACAGGAAAAAGGAUCAGGAAUUUGCCCUCCUUACUGUGACCUCCCAAAGGCCUGGCACAGUACAAGGCUUACCGCGGUGCUCAAUAUGUAUUUGAUGAAUAAGUUGUAUAUAUGUUUCCACUGUUAUUUAGAAGCUCUCUUCUUGCAGUCGUGUAAAAAUCUAAUUUUAUCAAUGAAAAUCUUAUAUUAAGCACCACAGGAGCAACAAUAUUUUAAAGAAAUGUAUAUUUGUGUAUGUAGAGAAAUUCUCAUGUAAUGAAACAACUUAUUCCACCAAUCAUAUCUGUUGUGUCACGUUGGAAUUUCUUGGAAUAGAAAUACCUACCACCUAUAAGGCUAGAGAACAGUACGCUAUAUGAGAUUCAGGAGAAAUCUAAGAGUCAGGUUCUAAGUGAAUUUAUGCUCCAAUUGGGAAGCUGAGCAUGGCUUCCUAAAUCCUAGGAAAUCUGGUUGGAGGAGUUGGGGGUUAUGUUGGAACAGGGGGAUGGGAUUGCCAGUCUCACUCAGUUUCUGUUGGUUUUGAGAAAUAGACCUGGCCCACGCAGGUCCAAAGAGAACAGCUUUGACCAAUGAGUUUAAGUCAUGUGGAAGGAUACUUAUUCCCUUCUUUAAAUAAGCUCUUUCUAAUAGAAUUAUGGUGCAAUGAUGUAAGAAUAAUUACAUUGAAACUUGUUCCAUUUAUUGAGUCUUUCCCUGGUGCCAACCACUAUGCUGUUUUACAUUAUUUCAUCACUUAUCCCAGCAAUGUUGACUACACAUUUCUUUUCCACUUUAUAUAUGGAAACUUUGAGAUUCAAAGGGACUGGGAAUUUGGGACUCAAACCCAAGCUUAAUUUAUUCUACCUUGCUCUUGGGGUGGCCCCCAGGGAGAACCUGGAUGACUCCUCUGAGACUUCCAGUGGCAAGGUUUCAAAAAGACCAAAGAGGUCCCUUCUCUGGUCCCUUGGGAUCCUGUUCUGAGAUGAAGGAGAGGCCCACUAUGGGUUAUUUAACCUUCAGGGGAAAAAAAGCUCGUGGCCACAUCUUCAGCAAAUUUCUCUGGUGUGCUUAGCUGUGAGAGAGGGAGACCUGAACUCAACAAACCACUGAUUCCUGCUAAACCCUAUGACAAGGGUUGGAGGAGCCAUUGGCAUAUGCCAGGCCUGCUGCUAGGUGCUUUGCUCCCAUAUCUCAUUUCACCUUCACAGUGAACCCAGGAGAUGUGGCGUUACUAACACUGCCCUUUGAUAUAAGAUAGCUGUGUCUCAUAGAGUUAAGUAAUUUGCAUAAAGUCUUACCAGCCGGAGAACAGCAGAUCAGGAUGGCAAACCCAUCUGACACCUGAGCUAUCUCUCCUGGGACUAAACCUAGUUAUCCUGCCACUGAGUCUCAGGAAGAUUUACAGGGAAUGUUUCAUUGACAAUAGCUGCAAUUUCAGUUUCGAAGGUGAUUCAGAGAGUGAUUAAAGAAAGUAGAUGCAAAUGGUAUGAUCGUCCACACUCUCACUGAUAUGAUCCUAUGCAUACUUAAGGAUUAUGGAGAAGCAAUGCAUCCUGGGAUCCUUAUAUUGAAUGACUUCACUGCUUUUUAAGGACUUGUGAUGUAAAGUAACAGCAAUGAUAGCCCAGCAUAGGUGGGAAUCAUGUAUGGUCAUAUAAUUAAGUAGGUACUACCAUAAAUACCCAUAUAUGUGUGUAUGUAUAUGUAUGUAUAUAUCUAUUUUCAAAAUGUGACUUAAUAUUUAAAUAUUCCUACUGCCAUUUUUGUAAGUGACCAAAUGAUCCAUAUGAAGAAAUGCCUUAGAAUUUCUCACUAGUGGGAAAAUAGCUCUUGGGAAAUCUGUCAUGUUUUAUAGUAUUCCUCAUUUUUCUCAUGAUUUGUGUAGCAUAGAACAUAUUGUUCAGCGUGGAUUUUUAUUGCUCAAAUUCUUUGUUUACAGCUUUUCUCUUUAAAGCAAUAAAUCAUAGCAGUGUAAAUUA